Lottia gigantea (owl limpet) is the source of this 1065-nucleotide messenger RNA. RefSeq lists its product as hypothetical. The transcript has 6 exons. The annotation marks the transcript as partial. Gene Ontology annotation, biological process: intracellular zinc ion homeostasis; zinc ion import across plasma membrane. NCBI's taxonomy places the organism in Eukaryota, Metazoa, Mollusca, Gastropoda, Lottiidae. Gene Ontology annotation, molecular function: zinc ion transmembrane transporter activity. Gene Ontology annotation, cellular component: membrane. The record is from RefSeq and is a predicted model, not a curated record.
UGUCUAACGGCAGAGGACAUUUAUAACAUCUAUAGCGAUGGCGUAUCUGGAAUCACAGCCAGAAAUAUACCUCAAGCCGCCUUAGCAUUAAUCUCCAUUACACUGAAUGAUGCCUGUGAAGAUGUUGAAAAGCACCACGAAUUGAAACCGUCAUCGGCACAAGUAUGGGGUUAUGGUAUAGGAUUUGUUACACUGGUGUGUGUAAUCUCCAACGUUGGUGGACUUUUAGCACCGUUCAUGGAAAAAGCUUUCUUCCAAAAGCUUCUAACAUUUUUAGUUGCUAUGGCAGUAGGGACCUUAGCAGCAACUGGUUUACUGGUUCUUUUACCAGAGGCGUUUGAUAUCAUGUCAUGUGAAGAGUUAGCUGAUGAUUAUUUAUGGAAGGCAGCAACUGCUAUGGCAGGAAUUUACAUAUUUUAUAUGUCAGAAAGAAUACUGAAAAUUAUAUUUUAUAAACCAAAGGUAACCAUUGAUUCAUAUUCUUGCUUAAAACUUCCUCUCGCAUCAGAGAAUGAACAUAGUCACAGUCAUCUACCAGCAAAUAUUGAGAGUGAAAUACAGAGUGGAAACAGAUCGGUGUCCACUGUUGCUUGGAUGGUACUCAUCGGUGAUGCUCUACAUAAUUUUGUGGAUGGUUUAUCUAUCGGUGCUGCCUUUACAGAGAAUAUAUUUACUGGUGUUAGUGUCUCUAUUGCUGUUGUUUGUGAGGAAUUGCCACAUGAACUUGGAGAUGUAGCUAUAUUAUUACAUAGUGGACUAUCUAUGAAGAGAGCGUUAUUAUAUAACUUUCUAGCGGCGGUUAUAUGUUAUAUAGGUUUGAUAAUAGGUAUAUUGUUAGGUGAAAAUACAUCUGCUAACAGAUGGAUAUUCGCAAUUGCUGGAGGAUUGUUUCUUUAUGUAUCAUUAGUGGACAUGUUACCAGAACUAAACCACACAGCAGACGAAUUUCAACGUCAGAAUUCGAAUCCAUGGAAAAUCAUGGCGCUACAAAGCUUUGGGUUGAUUGUGGGCUUCGCCAUUAUAUUGAUAGUGGCUUUUUAUGCCGGGCAAAUUGUGAUUGAAUAA